AUGAAGAGAAUUAACUCGGUCCCCUUCUGCCUUAGGAUACGGAACUGCUCGGGCGACAGGACCGCUUGCCACUCCUCCUCCGACUUCCGGACCGACCCAGGCGCGGCGACCACCACCUCGCCGGGGAAGCUCCUCCUCGAACGGCCCGGCGAGCCGAAACCACCGCACGGAGCGGCAGUAGAAGCGGCACGAGGCGGCGGCGGAGGCGGCCUUAUCGGGCAGAACGCGAAGUGGGUCUUCAGGGGAGAGGAGCGUAAAGAGCGCGGAGCGAGGAGAGAGAAGGGUCUGGUUGUGGCGCUGGGGAGGAUGGACCGGAGGACUAUGAUGGACAAAAAAGAAAACUUUGCUUGGGGACAACUCACGAAAUCGAAGAGGGGGGACUCGGAGUCAACCUCGAGAACAGAUGAUGCGUUUGGAGAAGAGAACGAGGCGCUAAGGAGGGACUCGGAGUCAACCUCAAGAACGGACGAUGUGUCAGGAGAAGAGAACGAGGCGUUCAACACAUCGGGAACAGAGUACGACGUGUUCUUGAGUUUCCGGGGACCAGACACACGCAACAACUUCACCGAUUGCCUUUACCGUAGAUUGAGACUCGUUGGAUUCCAUGUCUUUCUAGACAACGAAGAACUCCGAGUAGGUAAAGAAAUCGGUGGAGAGCUUUUGAAAGCACUUAACAAGUCUCGAAUCUACAUACCCAUCUUCUCUCACGAUUAUGCUGGCAGUUCGUGGUGUCUCCGUGAGGUUGCGCAUAUGGAAAAAUGCACCUCAAAAUCAAAUGGGAAGAAAGAGAUACUUCCCAUCUUUUAUGAUGUGGACCCUGAUGAUGUUAAACUCAAAACCAAAUUGUACAAAAAUGCCAUAGCCAAGUACGAGGAGAAAUUCGGCCCCGAUGAACUGAAGCGGUGGGAAGCUGCUCUUGUAAAGGUUGCACGUCUCAAGGGAUGGGAUCUUAAACGGAAAGGCCAAGGGGAACUAAUAGACUUGGUUGUUGAAGAGGUAUUCUGUAAGCUUAAGGCCAGAUACGUGGAUGUGCCUAAAUAUUUGAUUGAAGAUCAUUCCCAGAUAAAAGCCAUAACAGAAAAGGUGGAAGUUGACUCUGAUGGUGUACGUUUCCUUGGUAUUCAUGGAGGGGGUGGCAUUGGUAAAACAGUACUUGCAAGGAUUGUGUUCAACAGAUUAUCUCAUCACUUUGACGGUGUUAGUUUCCUUAAUGAUGUUCGAGAAUCAUCAAAGCAUGAUUUUAUAAACUUGCAAAAAAAGUUAUUAUCAAGUUUUGUUGGUUCUGUGAUUGCUGACCAAAUUAAAGAUAUUGAGGAUGGGAUGCGUUGGAUCAAGAAAGUAUGCAAUACAAAAAAAUGUCUCAUCGUUCUUGAUGAUUUAGACAAUAAAGAGCAACUUGAAAAGCUAGCUGGAGAAUCUGAUUGGUUUGGUUCUGGUAGUAGGAUCAUUAUCACAACUAGGGACAAAAGUAUCCUGAUGACUCAAGUGGAAUCAUCUAAGGAACGAGGCCAAAAUCAAACCAAAGGAAUUUUGGCUUAUGAAGUUCGUGAGAUGGAAUAUGGUCAAGCACUUCAGCUAUUUUGUAAGCAUGCAUUCAGAAGAGACUCUCCUGUAGAAGGAUAUGACCAUCUUGCAGAGAAAAUUGUUCGUAGAGUGGGGAUGCUUCCUUUGGCUGUCGAGGUGAUAGGUUCAUCUCUUUAUUGUGAGAGCUUGGUCCUGGAGGAACAUCUUGAUAAAAUAGAGCUAUGGAAAGACACAUUAAAGCAAUUAGAUGAAGGUCCUUACAAGGAUGUCCGAGAUGCAUUAAUGAUAAGUUAUGAUCGAUUGGAGCCUAAGCACAAAGAAAGAAAUCCAGAUGUAGAAGCACUAAGCCUGACUUCCAAUGGCUAUAGCCGCAACUUUACACCUGAAGAGUUUGCUGCUCUACCAAAUCUAAGGUUCCUUCGAGUGAAAGAGUCUGAUUUUUGUGGUGACUUUGAGAAUCUUCUUUUGGAGCUAAGAUGGCUUUCUUGGCAAACAUGGGAAAGAACUUUCCAUGCGAAUAACUUUCACUUUAGCAAUUUGCUCGUGCUCGACCUUUCGGAUAGCAAUAUUAGAGAUGAUUGGGGUGGGUGGAGCCAGAUGAAGAUGGAUAGAUUGAAGAUUCUAGAUAUGACGGGUUGCGUAAGGUUAAAAAAGACACCCCAGUUCUCUAAUUUCUUGUCUUUGGAGAAGCUAAUUCUUGCUGGGUGUAUCGAGUUAACCACAAUUGACCGCUCCAUUGGUAAGUUAGAACACCUAACUACUUUGAAUAUCAAAGGAUGCAGGUUGCUUGAGGAGUUACCCAAAGAAGUCGGUGCUCUACAAUCUUUGACAGAGGUUAUCAUGCCCCAAACUUUUCAAUGCUUCAAACUUUCAGAGGCAUUUGGCAAUCUGAAAUCUUUGUUGAGUUUGAUACUAGACGAGCACCUUGGAAUCAGCCAACUUCCAAGCUAUAUUGGAGGGUUAGUGAAAGUUACAUAUUUAUCUUUACGCUGGUGUGUGGGGAUAGAGAAGCUUCCAUGCUCUCUUGGAAAAAUGGAAAUGUUGGUCAAGUUGGAUUUAUCAAUGUCAGGAAUAGUUGAACUACCUGAUUCCAUCGGAGAUAUGAAGAAACUAAAAGUCAUUAGAGUAAGUUAUACAAUGAUAAGAAAGUUUCCUCGUACAAUCGGACAGGUGGAGAUACUUGAAGAGUUACAUGCCAAGAAAUGUUGGGAUCUGACAGAUGAAAAUCUAGAGGAAAUUGGGAAGCUAUCCCAUUUGAAGAUAUUGGACUUAUCAUAUACUCAUGUAUCUAGAUUCCCCAAGGUGCUAGGUUGUCUCUCUCAUCUCCACACACUUGAAUUGGGUUCGAGUGACCUUCAGGAAGUACCUGAUCUUCCCUCAAAUUUGACACGCCUUCACAUGCAAGCACGUCAGUUCCAAUCUAUACUUGACCUCUCAAGUCUCGUUAAUUUAGAUUAUCUGGAAUUAUCUAGAUUAACUGUUUCAAGAGAGGAACCUGACCCAAGUUGGACAAACAAUUUGCCAGUAGAACAACUGAUCCAUCCGCUUCCAAGUGGCUUGUCAACUUUGAAAUGUAGGGGCAUCAUGCUACUACCAUCUCUUUCCAACUUAAGAAAAUUAUCAGUUCUGUGUGUCAUUGAAUAUCCAAUGCCAUACUUCUCUAUCUCUCAGGAGCUAAUGCAUUUAACGGAAUUGAAACUAAGUAAGUGCAAAUUUGUUGAGAUAAUAUAUGUGCCAUGCUUGAAGAAUCUACAGCACUUGGAACUAAACAGAUUAGACAGGCUGGUUAAGAUUGAAGGUUUGUCAGAAUUGGCAUCCUUGUUGUACUUUCGUAUUUCUAACUGCUAUAGGAUAAAAAGGUUACCCAAUUUAUCAAAGUUAGAUAAGCUGCAACACAUUGAGCUAGAAGCUUGUCCGAAAAUACAAGCGAUUGAGGGCAUCAAGGGCUUAGAAAGGUUGGUGUGGGAUAAUCGUGGUUGCAUUGUACUAGAGAGAUUGCUGGAUGUCGCAAGAUUGACUUGGAUUUCCCGUAAAACACCAGAGUGCCAGGUUUUCCUGAGUUUUAAUGGACUGGACACUUCUUAUAGCAUUGUUGAUGUCCUUUACAAGAAUCUGGUUCGUAACCAAAUUUCGGUUAUCAGGGAUGAUGACAUAUUGAGCUUUGGUGAUGGAAUUGGCGAAGAGCUUCCGCAAGCACUCAACGACUAUCAUAUCUACAUACCCUUCUUAUCUAAGAACUAUGCUUCUAACUGGUGGUGUCUCCGUGAAUUAGCCCACAUGGUAAAAUGCACGUCAAACUCACAUGGGAAAAAAAUAAUCCUGCCCAUUUUCUAUGAUGUGGAGGUUGAUGAUGUUAAUCUUAAAAGCGCUUUGUACAGAAGUGCCCUAGAUAAGCAUAGGUGGAAAUUUGGCAACGAAGUGGAGGAAUGGGAAAUGGCUCUAAGAGAGAUCGCACACAUAAGGCGGUUCAACAUGAAUGGUAACAGCCAUGGAGAACUAAUUGAAUCGGUUGUUAGAGAGGUUUCACGCAAGCUUAGGGGCAAAAAUGUUGAUGUCCUUGAACAUUUGAUUGAGGAUCACAGUCAGAUAGAAGAGAUAAUAGAUAAAUUGGAUGUUGACUUUGGUGGUGUGCGUUUUGUUGGGAUACAUGGAAUGGGUGGUAUCGGUAAAACAACACUUGCGAAGGUUGUGUUCAACAAAUUACUUCUUCAAUUUGAUAGUGUUAGUUUCCUCCACAACGUUCGAGAAUCAUCCCGACAUAGUCUUGAUGGUCUUGUAAACUUACAGAAAAAGUUAUUAUCGAAUGUUAUUGGUUCUGGGGAUACUGUCCGAAUCAAAGACAUAGGUGAUGGGAUGGCUCAAAUCAAGAGAGUAUGUAGGACUAAAAAGGUCCUCAUUGUUCUUGAUGAUCUAGACAAGAAAGAGCAGCUCCAAAAGUUAGCCGGAAAAUCCGAUUGGUUUGGUUCGGGUAGCAGGAUCAUUAUCACAACUAGGGACGAAAGUAUCUUGAUGACUCAAGUGGAAUCAUCCGGUGAAGUGGUCCUAAAUCAACCUAAAGGAAUUUUGGCUUAUGAAGUUUAUGAAAUGGAAUUUGGUCGAGCACUUCAAUUGUUUUGUCAGCAUGCAUUCAGAAGAGACCAUCCCAUAGGAGGAUAUGAGCAUCUUGCAGAGAAAAUUGUUCGUAGAGUGGGAAUGCUUCCUUUGGCUGUAGUGGAGAUAGGUUCAAGUCUAUGUUCUAGUCAAAAAAUUGGAGAAUGGAAAGAUAAGUUGAUGCAAUUAAAUAAAGGUCCUUUGAAGGUUGUUUGCGAUGCAUUUUAUGAAGGAUUGGCAGAUGAGGAAAAAGAAGUAUUUUUGGAUAUUGCUUGCUUUUUCACCAACGAGGACCAAACGUAUCCAUAUAUCAUGUGGGAUGAUUGUCAGAGUGCAAUUAGUGUCCUCCUCCAACAAUCCUUGAUAAAAAUUAGAGAUAAUAAAUUUUGGAUGCAUGACCAAUUGCGAGAUCUGGGAAGGAAAAUCAUACUUGAAAAAUAUCCUCACAAAUGUAGGAGGGUGUGGAUUCAUGAGCAUGUUGUAGCAAUGCUAUGGGAGAGAAAAGAGAGAAAUCAAGGUCUGGAAGCGCUAAGCCUGACUUCUAGUGGUGGCUGGAGGAGCAUCUAUACGGCUGAAGAAUUAGCUGCUGCAUCAAAAUUAAGGUUCCUUAGAAUGAAAGGCCUAGAUGGCAUCUUUGAGAAUCUUCUUGCAAAGCCAGAAAGGCCUUUUGGGGAAACAUUGUGGGCGGCUUUUCAUGCAAAUAACUUUCACUUCAGUAAUUUGGUCAUGUUUGACCUUUCAGAUAGCAACAUUGGAGAUGGUUGGGAUGGAUGGAGCCAAAUGAAGACGGCAAAAAAGCUGAAAGUUUUGGACCUGAGAAACUGCAAAUGCUUAACAAGGACACCUGACUUGUCUGACUUCCUAGAUUUGGAGAUAUUGAUACUUGCUGGCUGCUCCAAGUUAAUUACGGUUGAUUGCUCAAUUAGUAAGCUACAAUUGUUAAAAACUCUGAAUAUGGAUGGAUGUGACUCUGUUGAGGAAAUGCCUGAAGAGAUUGGUUCUUUAGAAUCUUUGAUUGAGUUCAUCUUCUCCGGAUCUUCCAAAUUGGUCACACUCACAAAGAGUUUUGGGAAUUUGAAAUCUUUGUCAACCUUCAGUGUAAAUUAUUGCAAGGGAAUGAACAAACUCUCGCACUCUAUUGGAGGAUUAGCAAAAAUCACUUGUUUCUCUAUAAAAGGAUGUGAGGGGAUAAAGAAGCUCCCACACUCUCUUUGGGGCUUAGAAUCAUUAGUCAAGUUGGAUUUGUCAUUCUCAGGCAUAGACAGUCUCCCUGAUGACAUUGGAAAUCUAAAGAAACUUAAAGCCAUCAAGAUGGGACAUACAAAGUUAAAAAGGUUACCAAACGCAAUUGGACAGCUAGAGAUGCUUGAAGAGUUACAUUGCCCAGAGUGUCCAGAUCUAUCAGGCAAAGUCCCAAAUGCUAUUGGGAAUCUUUUCCAUUUGCAGAUCUUAGACUUCUCUGGUACUCGUAUUUUUGGUUUACUUGCCACGAUCACUCAUCUCUCUCACCUAGAAGAGUUACGUGUGGGGAUUGUGAGGAUCUUACGGGUAGAAUCCCAGAUGCAAUUGGCAGACUAUCUCACUUGA
Eucalyptus grandis is the source of this 6201-nucleotide messenger RNA. RefSeq names its product disease resistance protein RUN1. The transcript is spliced from 9 exons. NCBI's taxonomy places the organism in Eukaryota, Viridiplantae, Streptophyta, Magnoliopsida, Myrtales, Myrtaceae. Gene Ontology annotation, biological process: signal transduction; defense response. Gene Ontology annotation, molecular function: ADP binding; ATP hydrolysis activity. Bases 1 to 6201 code for a protein of 2066 amino acids. The record is from RefSeq and is a predicted model, not a curated record.